AUUCCUUCCGUACAUUCCGUAACCCUUCGUGUAUCAUCUUAAAGCCUAAACCCCGUUUUGCUCUUAAUUUCAAACGGAUAAUGCAUUUGAGCGGCAGUUUAUUAAACUCACAGAGUAAAACAACUAAAACUAACCCUCCCUUGGGCAAUCCAUUUAGGUUAUCAACCAGAUCCAAUUCCAAAAUGCCGCCUCUCCAAUCAUCUUCCUCCUCCCCCUCCUUCUCGCUGUUCGAUCCAUUUGCAUCUUCUUCACUUCUUCGGUCUCUGGUUGUUCUGAUAUUUAGGGCAUACAUUGAUCUCGAGACGAAGUUGUAAUGGCUGAGAACUUUUGAUUUUACGGCAUUCUAGGGUUUAAAGAUGUCUGUUGCGGAGUUGAAUGAGCGGCAGAUUGCUGCCACCGCCACCUUGAAUGCUCUCAAAGAACGUUUGAAGCAGAAACGGCGUCUUCUUCUCGAUACUGAUGUUUCUGGGUAUGCAAGGUCUCAGGGACGAUCGGCUGUUAGAUUGGGCCCCACGGAUCUUGUCUGCUGUAGGACUUUGCAAGGACACACCGCGAAGGUGUAUUCGUUAGACUGGACUAUUGAAAGGAAUCGAAUUGUCAGUGCAUCUCAAGAUGGGAGGUUAAUUGUGUGGAAUGCUUUAACAAGCCAGAAAACUCAUGCUAUUAAGCUGUCUUGUGCAUGGGUCAUGACAUGUGCCUUCUCUCCAAGUGGUCACUCUGUCGCAUGUGGUGGGCUUGAUAGUAUGUGCUCUAUCUUCAAUCUAAACUCUCCCAGCGACAAGGAUGGGCACCUACCAGUAUCAAGGAUGCUCAGUGGGCAUAAGGGUUAUGUAUCCUCAUGUCAGUUUGUUCCUGAUGAGGACACUCACUUAAUAACCAGUUCUGGUGAUCAGACAUGUGUUUUGUGGGACAUCACUACAGGCCAGAGAAUUUCCAUCUUUGGAGGUGAAUUUCCAUCGGGGCACGCAGCUGAUGUUUUGAGUGUAUCAGUAAGUGGAUCGAACUCAAAGAUGUUUGUCUCUGGUUCAUGUGAUGCGACCGCCCGAUUAUGGGAUACUCGCAUUGCAAGUCGAGCAGUCCGAACAUAUCAUGGCCAUGCAGGAGAUGUUAACACGGUUAAAAUUUUCCCAGACGGCCAGAGAUUUGGGACAGGUUCCGAUGAUGGGACAUGUAGGUUAUUUGACAUGAGGACUGGACAUGAGCUCCAAGUGUACCGGCAGCAGCAUGGUAAUAAUGAUGUUCCUCUUGUGACCUCCAUUGCCUUCUCAAUAUCAGGGAACCUUCUAUUUGCUGGUUACUCGAAUGGUGACUGCUACAUAUGGGAUACCCUAAUGGCAAAGGUGGUUCUGAACUUGGGAUCUCUGCAAAACUCUCAUGAUGGCCGGAUCACAUGUUUAGGAUUGUCAGCUGAUGGAAGUGCCUUAUGCACAGGAAGUUGGGACAGAAACCUGAAGAUAUGGGCUUUUGGAGGGCAUAGGAGAGUAAAAUGAAUUAUUUAGAAGGCGGUCUUCUGCUCAUCUCCCAGUCAUUAUUUUCAUCCUUCUGAUGCAUGGUUUGACAAGAGGACCUUCUACCGUCCCGUUUGGUGUAGUCUUUGAAAAGCCAUAGUUGCUCAGGACACUUUCUUCUUGUAAUGCCUUAAACGAGAGACAAUGGAACACAGAGAAAUUGGAGUCUUUCACAAGUUUGAACUGUUGUGGGCAAUCUUUCUUCUUCUCUCUCUCUCUCUCAAGCUGAAAAUGACCUUGUUUUGAAUAAUUUUUCCCUGUGGGAACAGAGUUUUCUCGCAUUGGGGUUUGUGAGUUGUGUUUGGCAGGACCGAUGGAAGGAUGUAUGUAAUUUGUGAAAGUACCAAAUGCCAGAGGCAGCUGUUUCAAAUAUUUACUCCGGCAGUAGCUUGUAAAAUACCACAUCAUUCUAAUCCUAAAGUUAAUUGGUUAACAUCA
Macadamia integrifolia is the source of this 1946-nucleotide messenger RNA. RefSeq names its product guanine nucleotide-binding protein subunit beta-like. Gene Ontology annotation, molecular function: signaling receptor complex adaptor activity; protein binding. Gene Ontology annotation, biological process: G protein-coupled receptor signaling pathway. The record is from RefSeq and is a predicted model, not a curated record. The transcript is spliced from 6 exons. Gene Ontology annotation, cellular component: heterotrimeric G-protein complex; cytoplasm. Bases 357 to 1490 code for a protein of 377 amino acids. Lineage: Eukaryota; Viridiplantae; Streptophyta; Magnoliopsida; Proteales; Proteaceae.